Messenger RNA from Carassius gibelio (silver crucian carp), 1610 nucleotides. RefSeq names its product cyclin-dependent kinase 1-like. Gene Ontology annotation, biological process: protein phosphorylation. The coding region runs from base 156 to 1373 and encodes 405 amino acids. NCBI's taxonomy places the organism in Eukaryota, Metazoa, Chordata, Actinopteri, Cypriniformes, Cyprinidae. The record is from RefSeq and is a predicted model, not a curated record. The transcript is spliced from 5 exons. Gene Ontology annotation, molecular function: protein kinase activity; ATP binding.
GUGUUAUCUGGCUGGUUAUAGGUUUCUUUCCAGUCUUGAAAUAUGAGGGUGUGGCUAUAGAGGGACAGUAAUUAGCAAAGAAAAUCACUGUUCCUGUUUCAUUUGAGCACAUUCAUUGCCAUCAGUCACAUAACCUGCUGAAACAGAAGACCGAGAUGGCAUACUCCACACAAACACUGGCUGGAGGCUGCUUUGGAAAAAUAUACAAGGAGAAGUAUGGAGACACAUGGGCUGCUCUGAAGAGAGUUCCUAUAGGACUCAUCAGCAAACAACAGCUGGAGAGAGAAUGCCGAGUUUAUCGUAAUGCUCGGCAUACAAACGUGGUGAGGCUUCUCGGUGAUCCUUGGCUGAAAGACUCCAAGUGGAACAUUCCUUUGGAGUUCAUCUCUGGGGAAGAUCUUGAGACGACCAUCUUCAAAGUACAGCUUUCUAAAAUACAGCUGACUCCAGCAGUGAAAGCCACAAUCAUCACUGGCAUGUGUGAAGGAUUGUUGUUUCUGCACACUAAAGACAUCGUCCACCAAGACCUCAAACCUGAUAACAUUAUGGUGGAGCAUCAAACCCAUCGUGCCGUGAUCAUUGAUCUAGGACUUGCUAAAUUCUUUCGAAAUGGACUCUCCUCUGCAGUAAACUUGGGCAAUGAAGCAUACUCUGCACCAGAGAUCCUACAGAUGAACGGUGUUCGUGACAAGCGCUCAGACGUUUGGGCCAUGGGCAAAAUCAUAGCUGAACUCUGUGCCAGGAUCAGGUUACCCACCCAGUUUGUCUCUCCCGUCAAGAUUCGUGAAACUCUAAAAGACCAGCCGUACUGUAAUCCAGUAUCCAGAAUGGUGGAACCCAAUCCCAAUUACAGAAGUACUAUGGCUGGAGUCAUUGCAGACAUCAGGAGAGCACCUUCAGCUCAACCAACAGACAUUAGACCAAAAGACAUCACAAGAGACAUUACAAAAGACGUUACAAGAGAUGUUACAAAAGACGUUACAAGAGACGUUACAAGAGACAUCACAAGAGACGUUACAAGGGACAUCAAAAGAGACAUCACAGUGACACAUGGAAAUGACAUAAGGCCAAAUCAAAAGUGGUAUCCAGCAGGACCUUCUGUUCCUAAAGAGUUAAAUAAACCUCAAGCUUUAUAUUAUCGACAGAGUCCACCUCAACAGAGAGAGAUGGGAAAGGCAAUAGUACCGGUUAAGGGUGAGGCCUUGAAUAAGCAGCUGUCCCUGAUGUCAUUUCCUUGUCCUCUCCCAGAAACCGGGAGAGUGACUCAGGAAAGCUACAUCGAGGAGAAUGGAGCUCUAGUAUAUAAAGAGAUCGUCACGAAGGACGGGAGAAUCGUUAAGUAUGAGAAAGUGCAAAUAACCAAAGAUUCUUAAAAAUAACACUUGUGAAUAGACUUGUGUUCUUAUAAACGUUGGCAUGCACUUUAAUUUUACACAGGUGAAAUGCUUUUUUUUUUAAAUAGAAAUUCCCACUGGAAAACUAUUAUAGUGAAGUUGAUGUUAUUUUAGGUUUUUGUCUUUGCUGAUAUCCUGUUUAUGUUCAUUCAACAGUAUUUUUUUUUUUCAUUUGAUGUAAAGAAUAACCAUUAAAAUGUCAAAAACACCAAUGUG